Molecule: messenger RNA, 3024 nt
Organism: Talaromyces proteolyticus
Lineage: Eukaryota; Fungi; Ascomycota; Eurotiomycetes; Eurotiales; Trichocomaceae
Product: KH domain protein
Exons: 5
Coding region: 1-3024 (1007 amino acids)
Biological process (GO): nuclear division
Cellular component (GO): nucleus; cytoplasm
Molecular function (GO): mRNA binding
Source: RefSeq, a predicted model, not a curated record
AUGCACAAGAUCUCCAAUUUUACCGGUCAAGCUCGUCAUGGCUGGGAACGUAUGACGCCCGCCUUCGGAAUGUCACGGCCUCAUGCCGAUAUGCAUGCUGCCUCACAACCCCUUCGUCGUCCGCAUGUCGCUCCGGCCCUGACACCGCCGUCAACCGUGGAUCCCACCGUCAAUCUUUCCUUCAAUGUGCCUUUCUCGUCCCAUCUCGCCGGUCCGGAUGUCGAGGAGGUACUGCACGCCAGUCCCAGUGCCUUGCAGCGUUGGACCUUCCCCGAAGGCACUCCGGAGGGCACCCCCAUCCACAAUUUGCCUGUCCACGUCGACCAUGUGGAAGCGUUGAGAAAGCUAUGUCGGUCUGUUACUGAGACCAGUGCUGGACGGCUGGAAGCAAUAGUCAAUUCCUCCGAACCGAAGACGCUACCCUCUGUGCAACGACGACAGCAAAGCCUGGUUACCAAUGUCUGCCUGUCCGGCGAUGGAGAAACGGUGCGGAAAAUGAGAGCCAAAAUUCUGAAUGAGACGCCAAUCUCUCUGCGGUGUGCGAAUGUGGAUGUGGAUAUGCACCUAAUAAUGGAUACGUCGACAAAAGGCAUCCGUUCUAAUGUUUUGGAACAUCUCGAUACCCUCGCACAGUACACUGGCGCCGAUAUUUUCCUGCUUAGUCCUAAGAUGGUCGAUGCCGACAGUGCCGUGGUUUCCUCCUACGGGACGGAAAACAGCUUGGAGAAUCGUUUUCGAGUCGCUAUUUAUGGUGACAUGGAGAGUGCAGAACACGCCAAGACGAGAAUGCUCAUCAUGAUUGAUCAGAUUCUAAAACGACAUGUGGAUGCCAUGAAACUCGAAUUGACCAUGCAUACUUUGGUCUGUGGACGUACUCGCAAGAAUAUCAAACUGAUCGAAGCUGCAACCAACACUGCCAUCUAUUUCCCGCCGCCGUUUCCCCGCAUCUUUGGUUACACUCCCCCUGGUGCCCACCGUAGAAGUGAAGAUGAAGUGUACAUUACCGGAGAGAACAUGGAGAGCAUUGCCAGGGCUAAGCAGAAACUCCGUGAACUAGUGAUGGGAGUCAAGAUCUAUGUGAAGGACGUUGUCCUCUCUGCUAGCAAGAUAGACAACAUCUUGCUAGAUCGUCUUGACAAGGUUCGGAAGGUGAUGGAAGCCAAUGGCUCGUAUGUUCUCUUUCCACAGCUCGGUAGCCAGCGCGGUCUGGUCCGAGUCCAGGGCACCGAAGCUUUGCAUGUCGAACGAACUGUGCGGGAGAUAAUGGCUCUGGCUGGUCAAUUUUAUAGUGCCUCAUGGUGGAUCAUCAUUUCUGAUCCUUCCCAAGGAGGCAUGCGGCCACCGACUCCUGCUGAAAUUCGUCCUAUGCUUUCCGAUAUUUGUACGAAUUCGGACGCCGAUGUGAGUUUCGAGAAUAUGACAUUCUCCAUCAAUGGGUCAGAUGAUGCGGUCAAGGCCGCAAUGAAUGUUAUCUACCAGAUAACAUUUGUCAAGCGCAGCCCCUACCAGAUCCGUGUCAAAAUUGAACUCGCAAACGAGCACAAGGAGUUUGUUAGCGGUAAAAAGAACGGCAAGAUCAACAAGAUCAUGGGUCAGAGUAAUGUUCAGAUCAUUUUUGAUGGAUUCAAUGAGUAUAAUUUUUAUAUUGAUGUCUGCGGUACCCAGUACGAUGCUACCAAGAACGGGUUGGACUUGGUGGAGCAGGAGAUGCCGGCAUCUAUCUCCUUCCAUGUCCCUGACCAAUAUCAUAAGCGUAUCAUCGGUAUUGGUGGUCAGCACAUCCAACGUAUAAUGAAGAAAUACUCGGUGUUUGUCAAGUUCUCAAACGCAAUGGAUCGAGGUGGUAUUGGCAAAGAAGAUGAUGAUGUCAAGGUGGACAAUGUUAUCUGCCGUACCCCAGCUCGAAAUGCACAGAGCUUGGAUCUGGUGAAGCAAGAGAUUAUGGACAUGGUAGAAAAAGUGGACGCGGAAUAUGUUUCUGAAACUGUUCUCAUCAACCGUCUCUAUCACCGCGAACUUCUAGCCCGCAUUCGUGAGAUUGAAGAGCUUGAGAAGAAAUGGAACUGCAAAAUUGAGUUCCCAAGUACUGAGCUCGCGAGUGACAUCGUGACAAUUUCUGGACCCGAGUAUCAGGUACCUCAGGCUGUUGACGCCUUCUUGGGUAUGGUUCCUGAAAUCCACGAAUUAUCAUUCCAAAGCUCGGCAGAAUUGAGAGACUUCUUCAAGUCUACUGAAUUUGCUGAUGAUGUUCGCGGCAAGCUCAAGGAUCAGUACGAAGUCGAUGCUACCGUCGAUACGGCAGCUGACCUUCCCAAGGCUGGAGAUGAGUCUGCAGGAUCAUCUUCACCGAUUCCGGAGGAGCGAGUCGUACUUGGUUACACACGGAACAAUGCUGGAGGUCUGAAGGAUGCGAUCGACUUUUUGAUUUCUCGUCUUGUCGCUCAUGGACUUGAUGCCACGACUGUCAAGGGAGCAAUCCCGCGGCCCAAGUCGGACUCGUUUGAAGAGUCUCUUCCCUUCUUCGACUCCAAGUUGCUACAGCAUGCCCCAGCACCUCUAGUCACCGACUCCCCAACGCGUCCCAGCUUUGGAGACGAUGUUUCUGAACGUGGAUCCAUCUUCGAAAGGCUUCGUAAGCCUGGCAGCAUUUCGUCCUUCUCCUCAUUCAUCGGUCGUAAGAACCACUCUGCCUCACCAGCCUCGUUUUUCAAACAUGCAUCCAGCAACGCAUCCAAGGCGUCCUUGAUUUCCAUGGAAUCCCGCGACAGCGGUUAUCGCAAUCCAUGGAACGACUCUGGCGUUAACCUCCCCGAGGAAGAUCUUCAUCUUGUGGGUAGCUCCCACAGUCACAAUAGUAGCAGCAGCAAUGGCUGGCCAGCUCGCUUUGACACGAAAUUUCCAUUUGGCACUGCGCCGGGUGAUAUCACCCCGAAACAUGACCUUCGCGCUUCUUUUGAUUCUGGUCGUCCUAGUACUUCCAAUUCUACUUCUGGAUACCCGGCCCCAAUUGGGCCACCUCGUUGA